Molecule: messenger RNA, 738 nt
Organism: Schizophyllum commune H4-8
Lineage: Eukaryota; Fungi; Basidiomycota; Agaricomycetes; Agaricales; Schizophyllaceae
Exons: 2
Coding region: 218-511 (97 amino acids)
Source: RefSeq, a predicted model, not a curated record
GCAGGAGAAAGGUAGACUGUUUGCUAUGCAUGCGUAAUUGACCUCGUUUCUAUGUGCUACAACGCAGGGCUCGUCAACGCGACCACUGGACACGUCGAAGACAUAAUCUGGCUGCCUGGCUCCGAACGAUCCUCUCUACCCGUCGCUGUUCUCGUCUCGUGUCCGACCUACACCGGUUCUUCGCUAUGGAAGACUGAAGCUCGUCCUGGAUUCCCCAAUGGCGUUCCUGUAUUGCCUAUCGCACCCGUCACGUCAACAUUCGAUCUACAAGGUCACCCAGUAUCACGCAAACAGAUUCCCCUGCGCCUUGCUUGGGCAGUCACGAUCCACAAGUCUCAAGGUCUUUGUCGCCCUCUCUCGCAUCAAGUCCCUCGACGGGCUUCUUCUGACCGGCAAACUCGACUAUUCUCGUGUCAAGAACCUCGGCGGAGCGCAGAUCAAGCAACGACAAGAGGAUUGGAAGCGCCGUUAUGGCACGGGUGGGUCUUCAUUGUCGAGCGAAUUUAUAUAGAGCUCGACUUUUCACAGAUAUUGCGCCGGUGGGAGGUAAUGAACGAGAGGAGACAGAGUAGUUUUGAGUUCAGCCGCUAAUGCAAUUCAAUGAGCCCAACGCGUGUGUUUACCUGAGUUGUGGUCAGUGUUGCUCGCUUGGUCACAGCGAGCACCUCGUGGCUUGCCACCCUCCUAUGUUUAUUCUACCCGGCUUUGACUUUGCCCUGAGAUACGGCCUCUCUUGCG